AUGUCUACAAAUGGCACAACACCGGCGGAGGGGCCUGGACCAAGGAAACUUAAGAUUUUGAUGUUGCAUGGCUACACUCAAUCCGGGCCAUCCUUCAAUUCCAAGACAAAAGCCUUGACAAAACUCCUCACUCGCCAAUUCCCCCCUUCUCAUCCCGUCUACCCUGGCGGCAUCCAGCUCCUAUAUCCUACUGCUCCAAUCCCCCUUUUGCCAGCCGAUAUUCCCGGCUAUACACCUUCCGACGACCCGUUCUUGGCACCAACCGAUGCAUACGGAUGGUGGAAACGCGAGACCGGCGGAGCUAGAUAUGCUGGCAUUGAAAAAGGCCUCGAUACAAUCGCAACCACAAUCCGCGAAGCAGGAGGAAUUGAUGGAGUUAUUGGAUUUUCCCAAGGCGCAUGCGCCGCAUAUUUUGUGGCCAGUUUAUUGGAGGCAAACCGCGAAAGUGCUUUUGCGCUCCAAUGCGUUAAAAACCCAUCCGAAGCAAUCUCCUACCCCUCCUCCUUUACUGCCCUGAAACAACAACUUCACCACCCUCCCCUCAAAUUUUGCAUUUCUUAUUCCGGGAGUUUGGAUACGGUUGUGGAAGAACAUAGGAGUAUGGCUUUGGUAGAGGCGAGCGAGGAAGAAAGCAGGGAGGUGUGCUAUCAUCCAGGGGGUCAUUUUGUGCCAAUGGGAAAGGAGUUUGGUAAUGUGGCUGUGGGAUUUAUGGUGAAGUGUUUGGAUGAAAAGAAGCCAGUGGCCGAAGAGAGCGUCGAGGAUAUGGAUGUUCCUUUCUAA
Botrytis fragariae is the source of this 780-nucleotide messenger RNA. RefSeq names its product putative dihydrofolate reductase protein. The coding region runs from base 1 to 780 and encodes 259 amino acids. The transcript has 3 exons. The record is from RefSeq and is a predicted model, not a curated record. NCBI's taxonomy places the organism in Eukaryota, Fungi, Ascomycota, Leotiomycetes, Helotiales, Sclerotiniaceae. Gene Ontology annotation, cellular component: cytoplasm; nucleus.